CUUGAACGCGCCCCGUGUUUACAAUUAGUCACAUGCUCUCGGGUUUUUAAGGGAAAUGUUUUGGAGUAGUGUGUUUUUACAGCCUGAAUAAAUCAUGGAAUGGGGAUCAUAAUCGCUUUGAGGCUUUAAUAAGUUAACUGUCAAUGGAUGGUAUUUAAUACGAAGAAGAAACCAGCAAUCCAGGGCCAGCGUCAAAGACUGCAGGAGAUCAUCUCGGUGUGGUGGAGUGUUCCCAGUUGCGAUCGUUUACAGUAGGCUCUGUCGCCGACAGGGGGAGAUGUCAAGUACCGCCAUGAAGAAAAAGGUGCUACUGAUGGGAAAGAGUGGCUCAGGAAAGACCAGCAUGAGAUCAAUCAUCUUCGCCAACUACAUUGCCAGAGACACUCGCCGACUGGGAGCCACAAUCGAUGUGGAGCACUCCCACGUGCGCUUUCUGGGCAAUCUGGUGCUGAACCUGUGGGACUGUGGAGGGCAGGAUACAUUCAUGGAGAACUACUUCACCAGUCAGAGAGAUAACAUCUUUCGGAACGUGGAGGUGCUGAUCUACGUGUUCGACGUGGAGAGCCGCGAGCUGGAGAAGGACAUGCAUUACUACCAGUCCUGUUUGGAAGCCAUCCUUCAGAAUUCUCCCGACGCUAAGGUCUUCUGCUUGGUGCACAAAAUGGACCUGGUUCAGGAAGACCAGAGAGACUUGAUCUUUAAAGAGCGCGAAGAAGACCUGAAGAGACUCUCCCGCCCGCUGUUAUGUACCUGCUUCAGAACCUCCAUUUGGGACGAGACCCUUUAUAAGGCAUGGUCCAGCAUUGUCUAUCAGCUGAUCCCGAACGUGCAGCAGCUCGAGUCCAACUUGCGCAAUUUUGCCCAGAUCAUCGAGGCGGAUGAGGUCCUGCUUUUCGAAAGAGCCACCUUUCUGGUGAUCUCUCACUAUCAGUGCAAGGAGCAGCGAGACGCUCACCGCUUUGAGAAGAUCAGCAACAUUAUUAAACAGUUCAAGCUGAGCUGCAGUAAAUUAGCUGCUUCCUUCCAGAGCAUGGAAGUGCGCAACUCCAACUUCGCUGCUUUCAUCGACGUGUUCACCUCCAACACCUACGUCAUGGUGAUCAUGUCCGACCCGUCCAUACCCUCCGCCGCGACCCUCAUCAACAUCCGUAAUGCCAGGAAGCAUUUUGAGAAGCUGGAGAGGGUGGACGGCCCCAAGCACAGCUUGCACAUGCGCAUGCGUUAGACAUCUCUCCUCAGGUAAGACGAUCGGACGUCAACACGGCCAGAGAGGGCCUGCGUGCCAGGGAAAUGGCACCCUGGGGAAUUCCUCAUAUCUGCUGACUUCACUGCAUCCAGGAUGUUUUGUUGUUGUUUUUUUUGUUUUUCUAGAGACUCUUGCCAUUUUAUUAAUUUUUUUUUUUUUUUUUUUUAAAUCAUCGCACGUUUUUCCUCAGAAGACCAGAACAUGUAAGGCUGGUUGGGAUUGAUGAGGAACUGGGUGUAAUCAUGAAAAUCUUGGUAAAUGAGUGGAUCGUUAAGCCAUAAAAAAAAAAAAUUUGUAAAAAAUAAAUCAGAAAUGGAUUUUUUUUUUUUCAGAAUGACGCACAUUUUAAACGUCCCGUAACAAAUGAUCAGUGCCAUAGAGUGAGCCGAGUUCUUUAGACUCGCACACCCCACCCUUUUUGUGUUGACUUGUUUUGCAUUGUAUAAAUGCUGCAUGUGCUGCGGUUCGCAACUACUAUAUGGUUUCUUUCGACUACAAAUAAAUAAAUAAAUAAAUAAACGUUGGCCGACGGUAACCGGGCCGGUCUCAAAUGAAGCAAAGGUUCACAAAGGUUCCCCUUUUCUAUCCAAAACACGUUUGUUAUUUCCCUAUUUAUUAUCUCGGUGAUGGCAACGCAAAUAAAAGCAAAGCAAAUAAAAUCAAAGGAAGUAUUA
Messenger RNA from Ictalurus punctatus (channel catfish), 1920 nucleotides. RefSeq names its product Ras-related GTP binding A (gene rraga). Gene Ontology annotation, biological process: cellular response to amino acid stimulus; regulation of autophagy; positive regulation of TOR signaling. The record is from RefSeq and is a predicted model, not a curated record. The coding region runs from base 278 to 1225 and encodes 315 amino acids. The transcript has 11 exons. Gene Ontology annotation, cellular component: nucleus; Gtr1-Gtr2 GTPase complex; lysosome. Gene Ontology annotation, molecular function: GTPase activity; GTP binding. NCBI's taxonomy places the organism in Eukaryota, Metazoa, Chordata, Actinopteri, Siluriformes, Ictaluridae.